Lactuca virosa is the source of this 1001-nucleotide messenger RNA. Lineage: Eukaryota; Viridiplantae; Streptophyta; Magnoliopsida; Asterales; Asteraceae. The record is from the annotation of a GenBank genome assembly.
AUGAUUGAUCAAUACUUAAGGUUCGCCAUAGCUUCGCGGGAAGAAAUGGAACGAGAAAUGGGAUCGAGAGAGAAGGACAACGAUAUGCAACGUUUGAUUCCUCUAAAAGGAUUAACUUUACCGGAAACUAAUGGCGACGCGAGAGCUUCAUCGCCGGCGGACACCCCUCCGGGAGCUUCCUCCUCUGCACGUCGUUCCGGAAAAGAGGCAUUAGUCAAAGUUAUUCACAGUUGGGCUUCAAAAAAGUUCAUGAGUGGAUGUGUCAUUUUAUUUCCUAUAGCCAUCACAUUUUAUGUAACUUGGUGGUUUAUUCAUUUUGUGGAUGGAUUCUUCUCCCCAAUCUACACACUUCUAGGGAUUAAUAUAUUCGGUCUUGGAUUUGUGACCUCUAUUUCUUUCAUCUUUUUGGUUGGUGUGUUCAUGUCAUCAUGGUUGGGAACCAAUCUUCUUAGUUUGGGAGAGUUUAUAAUAAAGAAGAUGCCUCUCAUGAGCUAUAUUUACACUGCCUCUAAACAAAUCAGUGUUGCAAUAUCACCAGGUCAAAGUUCAAAUGCAUUCAAGGAAGUUGCAAUUAUAAAGCAUCCGAGUGUCGGAGAAUACGCUAUUGGAUUCAUAACAUCGACUCUGAUUCUUCGUAAGAAUUCAGGUGCUGAGGAGCUUUGUUGUGUGUAUGUGCCAACUAACCACCUUUAUAUGGGAGAUAUAGUCCUUGUCAAUUCAAAAGACAUUAUGAGACCCGACAUCUCGGUUCGAGAAGGUAUAGAGAUUGUGAUUUCGGGAGGGAUGUCGAUACCGAAGGUAUUAACUACAACGAAUCCACAAAGCCUUAUUGCACCAAGAGUUGGGAAGUAUGUGAUACCACAAGUAUGAUAUGAACGUAAAGUCCCGUGACAUCCAUUUAACAUGAACUUCAAGCUUUUGCUUGUAAAAACUAAAUUUUUAGGGGUUUGAUUUUGGAGGAUUUCUCUUUUAUUUUGUAAUUUGUAAUUAAUUAAUGGGUU